Molecule: messenger RNA, 1332 nt
Organism: Penicillium maclennaniae
Lineage: Eukaryota; Fungi; Ascomycota; Eurotiomycetes; Eurotiales; Aspergillaceae
Product: glycosyltransferase family 31 protein
Exons: 2
Coding region: 1-1332 (443 amino acids)
Cellular component (GO): membrane
Molecular function (GO): glycosyltransferase activity
Source: RefSeq, a predicted model, not a curated record
AUGAUCCCUCGAAGAUUCAGUCGCCGCGUCACUGCCGUCGCUGCCGCUGUUGCGCUUCUCUUCCUAUACCACAUCUUCUCCUUGCAAUCGAGCCUCCCGUAUCGACGAUCCCGCCCCAGCCACCCCGACGCUCACAUCCAGUAUGCCGGCGAGCCAUCUACGAAAUGCCCGCCUCUCCCAGGCAUCGAGGAUAUCCUCGUUGUCAUGAAGACCGGUGUCACCGAAGCUCGACAGAAAGUCCCGAUCCACUUCAAAACCACCCUCAGCUGCAUCCCUCACUACGUGAUCUACUCCGACUUUGAGGAGGAGAUCGAGGGUGUGAAGAUCUACGAUGCAUUGAGUACCAUCGACUCCGAUGUGAAAAUGCGCGUGCAGGAUUUUGAAAUUUAUAAUCGCAUUGCUGGCAAGGGGCGCAAAGGUCUGGAACAGCAGGACUUCGCCGACGAGGACAACACCAACUUUGGAAAACCAAAUAACCCGGGAUGGAAAUUGGACAAGUGGAAGUUCCUGCCUAUGGCGCAGGAGGCACUGAAGUACAAGCCCGAUGCCAAGUGGUUUGUCUUCAUGGAAGCUGACACCUACCCCUCUUGGCCGACGCUGCUUACCUGGCUGUCCAAGUUCGACCACAAACAGCCAUACUAUCUCGGCACCGAGACUCAAAUCGCAGAUGUCAUCUUCGCCCACGGUGGCUCAGGCUUCAUGCUCUCCAACCCAGCUCUUACAAAAGUCUCGGAACAGUACGAGACACGCCGCGCCGAGCUCGACGACUAUACAGACGGACACUGGGCUGGCGACUGUGUCCUGGGCAAGGUCCUAGCCGAUGCCGGCGUCAACCUACACUUCUCCUGGCCGAUUUUACAAAACUCCAACCUGGGUGAACUAGACGAGUUCACAACAGAACUAUACCGUGAACCAUGGUGCUACAUAGCCGUCGCACUGCACCACCUCAAAGCCGAAGACAUCGAAGAUCUCUGGAAAUUUGAACAAAGACGAUGGCAUGAAAAAAACAAACGUCUCCUCCUCCACAGCGACCUCUUCCGCGAAUUCAUCUACCCCGAAAUCGCCAUCUCUCGGAGCCGCCUGAGCUGGGACAAUCUAUCAGGCGAGGAACAACCCUUCGCAACAACCUUCGAAGAUUGUCGCGAGGUUUGCGACGCACAAACGACCUGCGUGCAGUUCAGUUUCCGCGAAAACACAUGUUUCACGAGCAGCAACCCACGCCUUGGCAGCCCGCACCGCAAUGCGGCAUCAGGCUGGCUCACAAGCCGGAUUCGCACGAUGAUGGAUCAAAAGGGGUUGUGUAGAGCACCCGAGUUUGGGGAUACUUCAUGA